Molecule: messenger RNA, 933 nt
Organism: Oncorhynchus masou masou (cherry salmon)
Lineage: Eukaryota; Metazoa; Chordata; Actinopteri; Salmoniformes; Salmonidae
Product: C-C motif chemokine 4-like
Exons: 4
Coding region: 74-391 (105 amino acids)
Biological process (GO): immune response
Cellular component (GO): extracellular region
Molecular function (GO): chemokine activity
Source: RefSeq, a predicted model, not a curated record
CCACUGAAGCUAUCUGUCUGAAGACAAGACAGCAGCUCAUCACAUUACUAACCACAGCACCACAGAAGAAGAGAUGGCCCAGAUCAGAGCCCCUGUUAUUGUGCUGCUCGUGCUCCUGACUGUGGGGCUGUUCACUACUGAGGCUUCUGCAGCUAAACAAGCACGUCGUAGAAGAUUCUGCUGUCAAAGCUAUACUGGUGGGGAAAUACCUUUUGCAUUUAUCGUAGGAUAUACCCUACAGCCCACGACUGAAAUCUGCAGAAUCCCUGCCAUCAUAUUCCACACUAAAAAUGGGAAAGAUUUAUGUGCAGACCCUUCCCAGAGCUCGGUGAUCCAACAUGUCAACCGACUGAGGGACAAGGCGAUUCACAUCAGGAAAUCACAGUCCUAAUCCGAUGAUGGGUUCUGGAUACAGAGGAGCAGAACAUGUGUAUUUAACAGUCAGGAGCUGAACAUGUUAAUAACCAGUGUGUAUAGUGUAUAUUCCAUCCUGUUUCAUCUGCUAUCCAUCUACCUAAAUCUUCUUAGUCCUAUAUUUUCUGGGCUGAUUUUAUAUGAAUAUAUUUUGCAGAUUAAAAAAAUGUAGUUAUAAUAUAACACUUUAUGAGCAAUAAGGUUAAGAUCUCGUUGUAAGACAGGAAACUGAAUGUUUAAACUUUUUUUCAUGAAAACAUUUGUUACUUAUUGUCACUGUUACAAUUUAUGUCUAUAAUAAAUGUAAUAUAUUUUUACUAUAACCUGUUUGUAUAUGAAAUAGGCUUCGUCAUUGCAGAGUUUAAUGGUUUGAUCUCGUUUUAUGGGCAUCAGAAAUUGUACACGUUGUAACAUUUUAUUCAUAAAAGUCUUGUGUAUGAUCAUAUCAUUGAUCACAUCUGUUGCUUUAAACUGUUACUUUAAUAUUUUAUGUCUAUAAUAAAUAUAUUUUCCUAAGAA